AUGUCCCUUCCUGUCCCACCUACUAAAUCACCUCGACAUUCUAUCCACCCUCUCCCCUCUGUCUCUCAUCAUAAUCACUCUCAUACUCAUCCUACUCAACUCGUUCAUCCCGUUCCUCAAACAUAUCAACCUCACCAAUCCCAUCAUCCCCAUAGAUCCUCACAAAUAUCACAUUCCCAUCAUUCCCCUCAACAUAAUAACUACCCUACCGAGGUGACCACGUCGAAUACUCAUGUCGGACCUUCCCAAAUCCCCAUGAGUGAUCAACAAACGAUACAUCCUCAAUCUCCUCCCCCGGUAGAUAAAUCCGAAGGGAGAAAAGGUAAGAUGAUGAUAGGUUUGAAAAAACAUCUUUUAGGGAGAGAACGAUUGAGUAGAACUUGGGAAAAGAAUACACCUCCUGGAACUCCUAGACCUAAGACUGCUUUGAUAGGGGAUGAAAGGUCUGGGUUUAGGGCUGAUCCCAGAAACCGCCCAGGAUCUUUUUACCUAUCUCCCGCUGAAAUGGAAAUGACCAUGACAUCUCCUUAUCCAAGACCCAUCGUACAAUCUGCACCUCCUACACCGGUAUACACUCAUCCAGCGGCUUGA
Molecule: messenger RNA, 591 nt
Organism: Tremella mesenterica DSM 1558
Lineage: Eukaryota; Fungi; Basidiomycota; Tremellomycetes; Tremellales; Tremellaceae
Exons: 2
Coding region: 1-591 (196 amino acids)
Source: RefSeq, a predicted model, not a curated record